UAUUCAAUCCAGCUCUGAGAGCUUCAGGUCUCACGUCUACUUCGAGUUUCACAUGUUUGAUUACAACACCAAGUUUUUAUUUUUCCUUCUUCUUCGAUUUCGUUUGUCUGUGCUGUGUGUUUCGUACUACGAAAUCAAUUGGAAUUGAAAAUUUUGUGCGAAUCGAAUUUGAGUGAUUUGAGUUACUAUUUUCUUCUUUCUGGUUCAACGUUUUUGAUUGGUGCGAGUGUGAGUGUGUGUUUGGUAAAUCAUUGUUUUGCAAUAUAUGCAUUGUGUUUUUUUUCUCAUUGACAAAAUGAAAUUGUUUGCCUGUAUGUACAUUUGAAUUUCAGUUUGAAACAGCAAAAAAGACGAGAAUUAGACGAAAAAAAAAUGUAUGCCGCAAUCGAUUCGUGGUAUAUUGUGUGUUAUUGUAUGGUUGGUGUGGUGCGCGCGCGCGUGCGUGUCAAGUGAUUGUAGCUACUAUCUGUCCAUAGGAAAUUUGUCAUUAAAUGACUUUCCCAAUAACGAGCCGAAAUUUAUAGUACACACAAAUGAAAUAUUAACAAUAACAAUAGCAAAACAGCAACUGACAAGAUGAAGAAGAAGAGCAAAAAAAAACUCGUCGAUUCAUUUUCGUUAAUUUGUUUCAUUAUCUUCUUUGUGAUAUGUGUGUGAUUCUCUGUGUUUGCUCGUGCUUCUCGCAUUCUUGCCGAUGAACCACCGAUGAUUGAGAAGAGAGAGAGAGAGAAAAAAAAAGAAGAAGAAGAAUGUAUGUAUAUCGGCUUUAUGUAAGCCGAAUGUUUUGGGAAUGCGGAUUUAGUCACAACACAUCACACACGCUCUCACUAUACGCGCCGCACUCACGCACCAACACACACACACACACACACACACAAUCGUUUAAUUCGAAAUCCUUUUCGGAAUCUCGAACCGCGCCAAUAACAAAUGUAAAUCAUCAUCAACAUCAUCAUCAUUGUUGUGUAUGCAAAGUAAUUCGUGUUAUAGAGGUGAAUACCAACGAGAUACGCACGACGGAAUUCCUCGUGGCCAAUUUCCUUUUGCAUUCUUUCGCAUGAAACGAAACGAACAACACAAAAAAAUAUAUCAAAUCAUGCCCCCCCGAUAUAAAGUCGCUCUGGUUUGUUUUUUUUUUUUUUUCAUUUCUUCUUCUUUUCUGUGAACACUGAGCGAGUGCACAGCAGAGCGUAACGUACACACAUCUCUUUGCUUCAGAGAAGAGAAGCAGAAAGAAACGCAUUAAGCAAUUCGACUUUUCGAUGUGCGCGAAAGCACCGAAAAUACCAAACAACUAUCGCACAGAGAGCGUUUAUGCGCGCGCGCGCGCAUCAAUUCGUUUCCAACGCACCGAUGUGUGUUGUUGCGACUGUUGCUGCUGUUGUUGUUGUUAUUUGGGAGAAAUUGAAAUUCAAUCAGACUCACGAAAAAAAAAGAGUCAAAGCAAGCACACACACACACAAUUAGCCGUUUUGCUUGGAUCGCCACACAUCUCGGGCCGGCUGCCCGAAACGAUAUCGUCAUAUAAAUUACUAACGAUUUAUCUUAUUCCAUUCCAUAAAGCAUGUCUGAUUAUUAUUCUCGGCCGUUGUUUUUUUUUUUUUCUCUUCGCUUCUCACAACAAUACCGUAACUACGUUUUCAUACGAACAGAUACAGCAAUAACAAGAGCAAGAAGGAAAAAACCCGAAACUUGCGAAGCGGAACUAUGGCAAUAAACUCAAGUCACUUCGACAUUCACUUCCAUACAUUUGUUUUUUUUUCGGAAUUCUUUCGAGCAAUGUUGUGGGUUUCAGCGAAAAACACAGUGCAAGAGAGGGAGAGAGAGAGAGAGAGAGAGUGGAAGUGAAGAAUUCAUAUGUCUCUGUGCGAUGACGACCAUGGCACUGGUCCGAAUUCCGAAUCCUUGGGAAUUACGUGCAAAGAAUCACAUUGAAUCGAUUUCAAAUGCUGAAUGAGCAGUGCUCGUCAUGAGAGAGCAUUAGGAAAUCCGGUUAAAUUCCAUAGAUAGACGAUAAACAAGAAGGAGAGAGAGAAAGAAAACGAAAAAAAAAAAUGUCAUAAACUAUUUAAAGUAUCGUCUUAAUCGUAUUCAUAUUUUCAGUGUGUAACCUUUUUCCGGCAUACCAAGCAUUUUGAAACGCUUCAAAUUUAUAAGUAGUCAACUACUUAGCUCGCAAUGUUCGUAAUAAAUCUUAAUUCAUUCCAAUAUAUUUAUUUCAAGACAGACGAAACGAAAAUUUCGUGUUUUUUUCUUUUCGUUCGAAACUGUCAUCAUUUCAAUCAUCUUCCAUUUGCUACUCGGUGUAUUGUUUUCUUCUUUUUUUUUUCACAUUCGAUUCACACACCAAUAAUAAAAUAAACAUUGGCUCGAGCAUCGAGAAUCUCGACAAUGGCAUUCCUUCGGUCGAGAUAAUCAUCCACUCCCGGCUUGUUGUUGUUGUUGUUCAGCCAUAAACAUGUAAACAUUGGCCAAAGGUGAACGAAAAAAAAAGAUGAUCGAAGAAAGAGAAUGAAUGGAAUGCAGACCAAGCAAUUCAUUGCUGUGUGCAAGAUAAUUACAUACAAGCAGCGAACACAGAGAGAAAAAAAAACACAACAGAGAAAUAAUUCCCGUCGGUUAGUAAUGUCAAGGAUAUAAGUCAUGCACCAAACAAAGAGAUACAUUCAUCUGAAAGAGAUAUUUAUGAUUCAUUGCCCACAACGUGUGGACGGUUCGUGUAUGUGCAUUUUGGACUGACUGGAAUGAUUGGUUGGUUGAUGUGAACUACAUUUUGAUGGGCAUUUAAGGAGAGAUAAAAGAAGAAAUGCUCUGAACAUUUAAGAUGCAAUGAUUUUGAUAUUAAGACUGCAUUCCAAUCCGAUUGCAUCUCGUGUGGAUUAAAAUUGUCGUUCGCUUGAAAAAUUCGGUCUUAAAACAAAAUACAAGGGAAGAGAAACCUAGUUUCCUUCUUGCAUACGCACACGCUUAGGCAUUUCGAUAAAAUAGACGGAUAAAAGAGGCGAGCAAUGAGAGAGAGAGAGAGAGAGAGAGAGAGAGAGAGAGAGAGAGAGAUGAAAAAAGCAACGACAUGUGAAAACAUUUGUGUGCAGUAAUUUAAUUUUAUAGUGAGAAUUCUUUGCAUUUGUUCGUGGCGUUUUUUUCUUCUUCUUCUUCUUCUCAAUGCUUGAGAUACCACGGAAUUCCAUUGCAUGCAUAUUUGUCUUUCGCAAGAGCGUACGCGCGUUCACCCAUCAUUUCGAAAUGCAGAUUGUGCCCACAUAUUCCGUCGGAGUCAUAUCAUAUCUCUCAGCGGCGAUGAAUUUCAUAUAAAUAUUGACGCUUUGUGCACCUGCUUAUCAUGGAAUUGAUGACGACGAUGAACAACAACAACAGACAUUUUUGCGUCGACUUUUCACCCAAAACGCAAAUAUAAUAAUAACAAACCGGCGACACGACUUGAGAUGUCUGUUUAUUCAUACAUGAAAUGUAUCUUGAUCGCGUUGUGUACUGUGCGGUGUUGUGUAUUGAUCAAAAAACCGCAUCGACAUCUUAUGGCAGCCGAAGUGAAAACAACCCAUUAAACACACACACACACACUUACUGCAUUGGCAUUGCGCGCAUUCCGAAACCGAUUGCUGCGUUCUUAAAUACACAACAUCUCUAUAUGGCUCUAUAUUAUGAUUGGUAUGUGAGAUGCGAUCCGAUUGCAUUUUCGAACCCCUGAAAGAGAGAAAGAGAGAGAGAGAGAGAGAGAGAGAGAGAGAGGGAAAUGAAGGAGAUACCAAGCGGGUGAAUGAGUGAGUGAAUGAUGAUUGGUUUCGUUAGCUGUGUGUUUGUUGCAUAGAGAGACAGAUAUGUGCUAGGAAAAUGUAGUGUUGCGCCGACUCAUCACAUACGACUCUUAACUCACUCACUCACACAGGGACGCUAACGUGCAAGCAUGCAGGGACCUUCUUGUUUUACUACAUUUACAUCGGUCAACCAUGCAAAGCCGAACUGACAACAUGCAACAUCAUGCGUAUUAAUUCAUAUUCACAAAAACACCGAAAAACAUUCGACGGGAAAACGCCAUAGAUAACACACUUGCAUAUCACAAUUUUCGUUGCUGUUGUAUCUUUCAGCUUGGUUCUGUAGUGAAACCAAAACAAUUUCGCAAAUUAUACGUUCAAGAAGUAACCGCAUCAACACGCUGAUCUCAUAAUACAGUUAGUUGAAGUUUGAUCGAAGGAAAAAAAAAACACGCUUAAAUUUGGGCAAGACUCAUUUCGUGGAGACAGACAAAAACAAACAGGCGUUUUUGUUCGACGGGAUAAAUGUUUCAGACAGUUCACACUCUUUAUUCAAAUACAUUUCGUCGCCUUAGUCAAUUGUGAUAUGGAAUCGGCACUCGAAGUACUAUCACGAGCGGCAACCAUGGUUAACACCAACACCGACAAUCGGAUAACAAUAAACAAGGAGUUGCCGACGACAAAGUGGCGACGUGAUCGUCGAAUUCGAUUGUCGUCGGAAUAUCAUCACAGCAAUCAUGAGCCGGUGGGCACGGUGAAACCGUUAGGUGAAUCAAAUCAAUCGAAUAGUCUAGGUGAUAAUAGUAUGGAAAUACCGUUGGAUAUGUCAGUUGGAGCAUCAAAACCGCCGCCACCACCAUAUCGUGAUCCGUUGCCCGGUUCAACGUUCUGCACAAUGUCUCGACCGAGUGUAAUAACACAGGCGCCAAAGCGUGAAGUGAUUUCCAAUCAGGAGAAUAAACAAAGCCCUAAAAAGCCAAUUGUUAUGUGUGAUGACGCUCCAGUGACUGAAUCCAUAUCAAUGGUCGAUCAUGAGCUGGACGAACACUUUCGACGAUCGCUCGGGGCGGAUUAUAUGAAUCUCUUUGGAAAGCGCUUGGAACAAAUGAAAUCAACGUCUUCGUCAGCCGCCGCCGCCGCAACGGCAAGAAAAUCUCCACAAACAUCGCCAGUAGUAAAUGACACAAGUGCGCGCGUGAAAGAGACACCGACGCCCGAAAGAAGCUCAUCAAACCGUGAUAAUUCCGUUGGAAAGGAUGUGGUGGAGAAUAUUGAAAUGUCGGUGGAUGACCAUUUUGCGAAAGCGCUAGGUGAUACAUGGAAACAAUUACAGCAAAGCAACAAAUCUUCCACGUCUUCGAACCACGAUGAUAGUGAGGUGAAUAGUGAUCCAGAAAAUGAUUCCAAUGCUAAAGAUGAUGAUGAUGAUGAUGAUGAUGAUCGAGCGUCGCCAAAAUCAGAUCCGAUUCGCAAAGUCACCGAUAAAAAGAGUACAGAAAAAGAAUAGAGAGAAGAAAAAAAAAAACAAAAAAACAACGAAACACAAAAAAGCUACGUAUAUUUCUACGAACAGAAUUUUUUUUAUUUUGAAUAAGUGUUAUUUCAAAGUAACUGGCAAUAAUUUUUUUUUUAAAUGAAUAUAGAGAAUAAUCAGUAAUUUGUUGUAUAUUUAUAUGUUGUAAAGAGAGACAAACAAAUGGCGAAGAGAUUGAGAUAUGAGAAUGAUAGAGAGCUAAAAUGAAACAAAAGAAAUGAAAGAGACAAGUGAUGCUUGCAUCAAUUUACUAUUUACUUCUCUGCUGCUAGACGUGGAUCGUGAAUGCCAAUCUCUUCGCACAAAAACCUGAAUAUUAUUUCAAAUCUUUUUUUUUUGUGCAGUAUGCAUACAAUUCCAACAAUUUUUAUUAGUAAUAUUUACUUAAACUGCAAUUCAAAUCUCUACUUUUAAAUAAAAACUUAGGAUUAAAACAAGUGAACACGAAAAACAUCCGAGGAAAAACAAAGCUAAAUAUUGAAUUUUUCUUUUGAAUUAUCCAAUCACCAAAUUUUUACAGAAACAAAUAUUGACCUUCCUUUUUACGGGGUACGAAAAAUGACGUUUUCCGCAUGUUAAAUUGAAAUUUUAACGAGAAAUAUAUUUUUAGCCGAUCGACAGAA
Messenger RNA from Sitodiplosis mosellana (orange wheat blossom midge), 5924 nucleotides. RefSeq lists its product as uncharacterized. Gene Ontology annotation, biological process: negative regulation of DNA-templated transcription. The coding region runs from base 4354 to 5274 and encodes 306 amino acids. NCBI's taxonomy places the organism in Eukaryota, Metazoa, Arthropoda, Insecta, Diptera, Cecidomyiidae. The transcript is spliced from 4 exons. The record is from RefSeq and is a predicted model, not a curated record. Gene Ontology annotation, molecular function: transcription coactivator binding.